ACCCGGAAACCCGAGCCGGCGCCGUCCACCGAGUGGGGCGGACCCAGGAUCCAGGCCCAGAGCCGCACAGCCGCGGGAUCCCGCCAUGGAGGCAGGUUCCGACGCCAAGGGGGGCGACAGCCCCACAGGCCCGGAGGACUCCCCAGCCGCCGCCGACCCGCGCAGCCCAGCGCAGCCGUCGCUCCCGCAGCUCCCCCGCCGCCCGCAGCUGCUGGACGAAGAUGCGGGGUCGGAGGAGGACCGGGCCGCUGCCGCAGAGGGCGAUGAGCUGGCCCGGGGAGACCCAGAACCCCCGUCCGCGCCGGGCGAGGCGGGGCCCGGGCCCAAGGCCACCGGCGGCACGGUGCCGCCCAUCGGCUUCGUGGGCGAGCCCCCGCCCUACGCGCCGCCGGACCCCAAGGCGGUGGCGCUGCUCUAUCCGCCCUUCCCCCAGGUGCCCGUGCUGUUCCAGCCUGCGCCCGGGCCUGCAGCGAUCUACCCGCCUCCGCCCGGCCCGCUCUUCCCACCUGCGGCUGGAGGAGCCUCCUUCCCCUUCCCUGCGUAUGGCGGCCCCGUGGCUGGUGCCCCCGCCCCCAUGCAAGUGGAACACAGGCCGCUGCCCAAGGACUUCAUGAUGGAGUCGGUGCUGGUGACCCUGUUCUGUUGCCUGCUCACAGGGCUUAUUGCCAUCGUCUACUCCCACGAGACUCGAGCAGCCCUGGGCAGGGGUGACCUGGCACAGGCAGAGGCAGCCUCAAGGAAGGCCCGCUCACUCGUGCUCUUCAGCCUGCUCUUCGGAGUGUUCGUGUCUACCAGCUGGGUCAUCUAUGUGAGCCUCUGGAAGGACAUGGCUACCUCCAGCCCAGCUCAGGGAUCCGGCUCUGGUCAGUAUGGACUCUCCCCCGGAGUUCCGGCCUGGUCUUGCACCCUUGCCCACGCUGGGAGAGAUCAGGACUACUAUGUCGGUCAACAAAGUGGCAGAACUUCCUGUGUACUUCAGAGGACACGGCUACUUUCUGUCUUCCUUUGUGUGCAGUUGAAUCCCCAGGUCUGUCUCCCGCCUUUCCUGGCUGUCUGAUGCUCACAGUUCACCUUCCUUUCUUGAGAUCCACUUUUCUGUAAAUGUCACUCUUCUCUUGUCUGCUCUGGCUUCUGUUGGCCAUCUGCUGAGGCCUUUGGUUACUGUCUUUUCCUGCCCCAGCUUCGCGAGCAAUCUCUUUUCAGUUGUCAUCCCAAAUAGAUCAGCUGAGGGGUAGAGGAUGUGCCUCAGCUCAUGCACAAAGGCCCAUGCUCCAUUCCCAGCACUACAAAAAUGGGGCGUGGUGGUGCACAUCUGUAACCCCAGAACUUGAGCAGAAGGAACAAAAGUUCAAGGUCAUCCUUGACUCCGCUGAAAGAUGGAGGCAAGGCUGGCUAUAUGAUACUGUCUAAAAAAUCGACAAGCAAAAGGGUCCCCAGUUCCUCAGAAGACUGUCCUGACUGGAGUGCUCUCAGAUCAGGCCACCUCAGGUGGUAGGAGACACCUGCACAGUAAUACACAGCUGUCCCCACAUGCGUGUCCCGGGGCUCGGCCCAGCUGGCUGUGGGAAAGACUGUCGUCACAGAGUUCCAUCUGUGAGGAGCACACAAGGGUGCACCGUAAGGCACAGUGAGCCCAUGCAGGCUCGCCUCUCCUUUAGGCCCUGCUGCCUGAAGCCACAGCCUCUGCCAGUAUGGACACAGAAGCCCAGCCUCCUCUAGGAGUAAAGAAGGUCAGCGGUGAGCAGCAGGGGCAUCCAGGACACAGGGCUGUCCUGGCACCUGACCUUCAAAAUGCAAGACAGCCGCAGCAAAGAGGAAAAGACUUUUUGGGGGCUGGUAGAUGCCUCAAAAGUACCUCAUUGAACCCACCAGCCAUCUACAGCAUUCUUACACUCCUUUAAGUAAGUCAUGGGAGCUGGGCAAUGGUGGUGCAGAGGCAGGUGGAUCUCUGUGAGUUCAAAGCCAGCCUGUUCUACAGAGUGAGUUUCAGGACAGUCAAGGCUACACAGAGAAACCCUGUAUCAGACAAACAAUUACUGUGGAAGGUGUCUAGGAGGCUCCUUUGGAGGUGCUGAGUCCCCCAGGGGGUUUCGUUAAACUGCAGCGGAGACCAUAAUGGCAGCCUGAAGGUCUGCAUGAUUAAGGAGCUUCUUGCCUCUUCUGCUUCUGCUGCUGCUUCCAGACACCGCGGGUGGUGAUUAAUAAAACUGUUGAGAGUACCUGCACCAGGAUCUUACCAUAAAAGCUCCAGUGUCUGCUGCGUGAUGCUGCUGUAAGGUUGCAGCUGAUACAAAAAACAAGAAAGUGGAGGCUGGAGUGUGAGAAGCAGAGGAGGUGGAAAUCAGUACAGUGUACAGUGAGUAGUCAGCAGUCAAAAUGGGGUACAGCUCAGCGCUGUGUAUGGAUGAACAGUCACCAAAGUGAGGGACGGCUCAGCACUGUGUAUGGAUGAACAGUCACCAGUCAGAGUGGGGGACGGCCCAGCAUUAGGAAGAGUCACCGGGUAAAGUGAGGGGAUGGCUCAGCACUAUCAAGUUAAAAGGUAAAGGAGUUUGCCACCAAGACUGACAACCUAAGUUUCAUCUCCAUAACCUGGCGUGGUGGAGAGAGCCAGCUCCUCAAAGUUGUCCCUGAGUGCCACACAAGCAUCGAGGCAUAUGCACAGCUGCCCAUGCACACACAGAUACCCGAAAUAGAAAAAAAUAAAUAAAAUGUAUUAAAGGAAAAGAAAAUCAGAAGAUAUGGUUCUAUAGCUAGUAUGCCAUGAAAACCAAAACCAAAUGCACAGACAAAACAGAAGGCAACUCAGUAAGGUGGCUGGAUACAAAACAACAUAAGCACUUUCAGGUUAAAAAAUUCAAGACACUGCUCAUAAAAGUGACAAAAACGAAGUGGUGGCACAUACCUUUAAGGUUGACCUUGAACUCAUAGUGGUCUGUUUGCUUCUGCCUUCAGAGUGCUGGGAUUAAAGGCAUGAGCCACCAUGCUGGGCAAAAAUGAAAAAUGAAUUAAAAAAAAAAAAAAGCCGGUAGUAAUGGUGCACACUUGUAAUCCCAGCACUUGGGAGGCAGAGGCAGGCCAAUCUGUAAUUUCUUGGUCUAUGAGUGAGUUUCAGGACAGCCAAGGAUACACAGAAAAAGACCCUGUCUUGAAAAAACAAAAGUGGAGCACAAUUGGAGAUGACACCGAAUGUUAGGGUCCAGACUCUUAACUCAUAUCCACAUUCAAACACAUGUGCUUGCGCACACAACUGAGAUUUUAACAGUAAUUGCUUCAUACCAGUGAGUAGCUGAGGGUCAGAUGACUGUUGUGGGAGUCUCCAUGUACCACUGCAUCUCACAACUGACAUCUUGACAACACUAGCUAAUCAAAUAUCUCAUUUAUGUGUAUAGGUCCCCCUCCCACACACACACCCUGGGGAUUGAAUUUAGAGCCUCACAAGCUAGGAAUGCACCUUACCACUAAGCUUCAUGCCCAGCCCUUAUAUUUAGGCCUUUUACACCUCUUCCCUCUGAGUGCCUAGUUUUCUGUGUGGAAUCUAGCACAUUUCAAUAGCAUCCCUGUUUUUGUUUUUUUAAAUGACAGUAUUAGAGCUAAAAGUAUUGCUAUUUUCUCUUUUUAAAGCCCACAUCGUCUGGCUGAAAUCCAUGUUCACAUGAUGCUGUAAUCCAUGUAUUUUAUUGUUUUCUUUUCAGGAAUUAAUUCCAGGUGUGUUUUUCUUGUUUUACUGCAUCAGCUAGAAUUGCAAGCACUGCAACACUGAAUAGAAGUGUGGAUGGUGAAUUGCCUUUUGAACUCAGAAGUUUUUCAAUUUUUCACCUUUGUAAAAAGACUAAAAAAAUUUAUCAAGUGCUGUACCCCUAGUUUUUUAAACACACACACACACAACCGCCCCCCAUCAUAAUUUGGACCUGACUGGAAAGUUAUGAAAUGUGUUCUAUUGCUAUGAUAACUAUAUUGACUUUCAAUCCAGUUUGUUUUUUUUUUCAAAGUCUCACUGCAGCCCAGAGAUCAUAAAGAUCUACCCACCUGCUUCUGCCUUUCAAGUGCUGGGAUUAAAGAUGUGCACUACCAGCCAA
Molecule: messenger RNA, 4079 nt
Organism: Meriones unguiculatus (Mongolian gerbil)
Lineage: Eukaryota; Metazoa; Chordata; Mammalia; Rodentia; Muridae
Gene: Prrt1b
Product: proline rich transmembrane protein 1B
Exons: 5
Coding region: 86-1057 (323 amino acids)
Cellular component (GO): membrane
Source: RefSeq, a predicted model, not a curated record